This is a messenger RNA of Quercus robur (English oak), 1710 nucleotides long. Its product is annotated as serine carboxypeptidase-like 1. The record is from RefSeq and is a predicted model, not a curated record. The coding region runs from base 87 to 1589 and encodes 500 amino acids. The transcript is spliced from 15 exons. Lineage: Eukaryota; Viridiplantae; Streptophyta; Magnoliopsida; Fagales; Fagaceae. Gene Ontology annotation, biological process: secondary metabolic process; proteolysis. Gene Ontology annotation, molecular function: serine-type carboxypeptidase activity; acyltransferase activity, transferring groups other than amino-acyl groups.
ACGUAAACGAAGAAGAAAGACAGAGCCCAACCAAUUUUUGGCUUGUGGUGUGGUGUGUUUACUUAGGGAGAUAGCCAAAGUCAAGCAUGGCAACACCUCUGACACCAAACCCAGCUUACAAAUGCAUGACCAAGUUGUUCUCACAUAUACUUCUUAUAGUGCUUUUCCUCACCAUUGUUGAGUCCCAAUCAAUCAUUGAGUCCUUACCAGGCUACUCUGGCAGUCUUCCUUUCAAACUUGAAACUGGGUACAUAGGCGUGGGAGACUUAGAUGAUGUGCAGCUUUUCUAUUACUUCAUUGAGUCUGAGAGAAGUCCAAAAGAUGAUCCACUCGUGCUUUGGCUCACUGGAGGUCCGGGUUGUUCAGCUUUUUCUGGCCUAGUAUUUGAAAUAGGUUUUGUUAUAUUGAUGAGUUGGAUGCACACCCUUAGACCUCCCAGUAUCAUUAAGCCAGGAGAUGAUUGUCCACUGUCAUUUGAUUUUGACAAUUCCAGCAGGGAUUCACCCACAUUUAAAUUGAACCCAUUCUCAUGGACAAAGGUUGCGAACAUAAUAUUUGUUGAUGCACCCGUCGGCACUGGAUUCUCAUAUGCGAGAAGUUGGGAAGGAUACAGCAUCACUGAUACCAUAUCAGCAGCACAAACCUAUUCUUUUCUCAGGAAGUGGCUUUUGGCUCAUCCAGCAUUCCACAAAAAUCAACUCUACGUUGCUGGUGAUUCUUAUUCAGGCAUACUUGUCCCAAUUAUUGUUCAGAAAAUAUCCGAUGGUAACGAAGCUGGAGUUAAGCCAGCUAUGAAUCUCCAAGGAUAUGUGCUUGGUAACCCAACCACAACCCCACAUGAUGACUACAACUACAGAAUCCCCUUUGCUUACAUGAAGGCACUUAUAUCACAGAAACAAUAUGAGUCAAUCAAAACGAAUUGCAAGGGCGAGUAUAUAAAUGUUGAUCCAAACAAUACACUAUGCGUAAAUGAUCUUCACACAGUGACGGAUUGCACCCAAAAAAUAUAUUCGGGACAAAUAUUGGAACCUACAUGUAGUUUGACAUCCCCAAAACCAGUGGGAUCAAAGUUGGAUGCAAGCCUUCUCGGAGAGGAUGCUAUUCAUCUCCUUUCUCUUACUCAAGUUCCUGAACUAUGGUGCCGGAGUUAUAACUAUAUAUUCUCUUACAUUUGGGCUAAUAAUGAAACUGUUCAAAGAGCUCUUCACAUUAGGGAGGGGACCAUAAGGGAGUGGAUAAGGUGCAAUGCAAGUUUAUCUUACACAGAUGAUGUCUUUUCUACUCUUGAAUACCAUCGAAACCUCAUCAAGAAAGGGUAUCGUAUUUUGAUUUACAGCGGUGAUCAUGACAUGGUUAUCCCACACAUUUCUACUUAUGCAUGGAUAGAGUCUCUAAAUUUGACAAUUGCCACUGAUUGGGGACCAUGGUUUGUUGAUGGACAAAUUGCAGGGUACACGAUGGAAUCUUAUUAUAAAAAAAGUCGGUUGACAUAUGCAACUGUAAAGGGAGCGGGCCACACUGCUCCAGAGUACAAGCCUAAGGAAUGUUUUGCCAUGGUUAAUAGGUGGUUUGCUUACUAUCCUCUCUAGUCAAUAGUGUUCUUGCCCAUUUAUGUAAGAGAGAUCGAGCACUUGUUCAAUAAAAUCGUUUUAGUAUUAUUGGUGUAAUCAAUAAAAGAGCAAUGAAACUCGACAGCUUUAACAUCUUUCA